AUGGAUGGGGAAAAUAAUAAUGGUUUUAUAAAAAAAGUUAGUGGAAAAGUAGUUCAAUUUUCAAAAGAGCACCCAGUCAUCGCUAGUACUCUUGUGAUUGGUGGAGUUUGCUUUGGAGGUGCACCAUUGUUAGUUUCGUAUGUAGGUUUCACGUCAGGUGGUAUUGCGGCUGGUAGUGCAGCUGCAUCCAUCGCUUCAGCAUUAGGGUCGGGUAGUGCGAUAGUUGCAACUGCUCAAUCAAUUGGUGCAACUGGCACUUUAUUAGUUGCUAGUAAAACUUCAGUCAUUGCUGCUAUUUCUUCUUGUGUAGGAGGAAAUAUAGUUGGUAAAAAAAUUGAAAAAAAAUUCGAUGUGCCAAAAUAA
This is a messenger RNA of Dictyostelium discoideum AX4, 363 nucleotides long. RefSeq lists its product as hypothetical. The transcript has a single exon. The record is from RefSeq and is a predicted model, not a curated record. The coding region runs from base 1 to 363 and encodes 120 amino acids. Lineage: Eukaryota; Evosea; Eumycetozoa; Dictyosteliales; Dictyosteliaceae. Gene Ontology annotation, cellular component: membrane.